UGGGGGCCAGCCCUGACUGCGAGGGGAGAGCGCCCCCUGCUGAGCCCCCCACGCCAGCCGGGGUCAGCAGUGGCUAAGCGGAUUCCUCUGCCAGCAGCCGGCAGGCAACCCCAGAGCGCAGCGUGUGCAUUUAACGUCGGCGCUGUGAUCCUGCAGUGUCCCUUCCCAGACUGGGGGUGAGGGGUGGGGGCCCCCCCCCAGAAAUGCUCGUGACGCGCAAACUUUACUUUUGAAUCCGUCUCAUGCGAGUCAACCCAGCUGCCGUGAUUUUUAAACCACUCUUGCUUUUUCACCCGGGUCACAGGGGUUUUCAGGCUAAUCUCGUGAUUGUGAAUUUUGGGGCGAUUCCCUUUCGCGGCUGACAACACGGGGGUGUGUGUGGGGGGGGAAAUGCAGGGUUAAGGCCACUGAGUUCCCAAGCCGGAGAGAGAGGCGCAGGAAGUGAUCUGAAAUGGGGACGCAAUAACCCACGGACCUUCCUGGGCCAGCCCCCAUCAGCCGGGCUCGCUUCGGAGUCACUCCCUACAACCUGUGUGCAAAGGGGCUGAAUCCCCGUCUGCAGCCCCAGGGCCCCGGAGGGAAUCGCCCUGGCCGGAGCGAUUAGCACCGGCUGUCCGGUCCGCAUGAGGAGGGGAGUGAUGGAGGGCAGGAGCCCCUGCCCUGGCUUCUUAUGCCUGGCUUCUAGGUGCCAGUGACUUUCAAGGAGGUGGUCGUAUGCUUCUUCAAGGAAGAGUGGGGUGACCUGGACGAAGGGCAGAGGCAGCUCUACGGGGCGUCUUCCAUGAGCAUUAUGAGACACUGAUUUCGCUGGGAUUCCCCAUCCUUGACCUGGCCAUGACCUCCCGGGUGGAGCGAGGGGAAGAGCCGAGGGUCCCGGAUCUCCAGGGCUCCGAGGAAGGGGAGAUCCCCAGAGGUGACCACACAGCAGGUGCCGGGACGGCGAGUGAGAACGAGGAGGAGAAUCACCAGCGGGAAGGGCCCGUGGGAGCAAAGCCACAUGGGACAUCUCAGAGCCUCAAGCGGGGAGAGGCCGUCGAGAGCCAGGGUGGUGUGGGGCUGGGACAGGGGAAGGCCCAGGCUAAAUCCGCACACCAGACACGGCACAGGCGGGUGGGCCGUGUCAUCUGUGGCGACUGCGGGAAGAGCUUUGUGAAGAACUAUGACCUCUUCAAGCACCAGCGGGUCCACACAGGAGAGAAACCUUACAGCUGCCCUGACUGCGGGAGGAGCUUCGCCUUCCACUCCACCCUCAGCAAACACCAGCACAUCCACACCGGCGCCAGGCCCUUCCAGUGCGCCGAGUGCGGGAAGAGCUUCCGGCAGAAAGGCCACCUGACCCGCCAUGGCCGUGUCCACGCCGGGUUAAAGCCCUACGUCUGCGCUCACUGCGGGGCGGCCUACAGCACCCGCACCAACCUGCUGCGGCACCAGAGCGGCCACACGGGGGGGCUGCCCUACAAGUGCACGGAGUGCGGCCGGCGCUUCGGGGAGAUCGCCGCCCUGGUGGCGCAUCUGGUGGCGCACACCGGGGAGCGGGCCCACAAGUGCCCCGAGUGCGGGAAGAGCUUCCGGCGCGGCUCGUCGCUGACGGAGCACCGGCGGGUGCACACCGGGGAGAAGCCCCACGUCUGCCCCCAGUGCGGGGAGAGCUUCAUGCGCCGUGCCACCUUCAACGACCACGUGCGGGGCCACUCAGGGGAGCGGCCCAACGUCUGCGACGUCUGCGGGAAGAGCUUCACCAAGCGGCACUCGCUGCUGCAGCACCAGCGGUCCCACACCGGGGAGAAGCCUCACCAGUGCCCCGACUGCCCCAAGAGCUUCAUUGCUAGCUCCGCUCUGGUGCAGCACCGCCGGAUCCACACCGGCGAGACGCCCUAUCGCUGCGAGGAGUGUGGGCGCAGCUUCAGCCAGCGCUCGGUGCUGACCACGCACCGGCGGCUGCACACCGGCGAGCGGCCCUACAAGUGUGGCCAGUGCGGCAAAGGCUUCAGCCAGAGCUCGGCGCUGACCCAGCACCGCCGCACCCACACGGGGGAGUCGCCCUAUGGCUGCGCCCAGUGCGGGCGGCACUUCAGCGGUAUGUCGGCCCUCAAGCGGCACCACCGGACCCACACCGGCGAACGGCCCUUCCGCUGCAGCCAGUGUGGGAAGGGCUUCAAGCAGAGCUCCACGCUGGUCCAGCACACCAGGAUCCAUACGCAGGAGAAGCCCUUCUCCUGCACCCAUUGCGGCAAGAGCUUCAGCCAGCGGUCGGCUCUCGCCAAGCACCAGCGGACUCAUGCCAAGGAGAGCGGCGGCUCCCACGAGGCCGUGGGGACGAGGUUCUACAAGGACCCCUUCAUUCAGCCGGGGGAGGGUGGCAGCGAGCCCGAGGAGGUGGUGGUGGUGCUCCCGCCGGGGACGUGGGAUUGUGAGGUGACCCCACGGGUGAAGGAGGAGCCGGGGACACCCCUGCAGGUGAAGGAGGAACCGGAGCCGCCUCAGCAUAUUCAAGAUGGGCCCUAUCAGGUUAAACAGGAGCAGCCGGAACUGCCACGGGAAAUUAAAGAGGAGCCGGCACCCUCCCUGCAGAUUAAAGAGGAGCCUGAGGUCCUGGCCACCGGCCACAGGCUGCUGGCCACCAGCCCCGCAUGCGAGGCUCUGCUCGAGUCCUGGUUGCAGUUCAAUGAAGCUGGGCAGGAAGUGGUCUCAGACAAGAUGGAUUCCCCGAGCCUCCAGCUGUUGCAACUGAAGUGUGUAUCCCAGGAGGAACUUUCAGGAUCCUGGAGUGUGCCGUCCCAGGAGCCCCGAGAGCGACGGGAAAGGGAUCAGCUUCUGCCCCAGAUAUCUGACGAGGAGAGCGAUGAUGAGCAGGAGUCCGUGUCAUCAACCCCCAUGGUCGGCUUCCAGGUGCCAGUGUCAUUCGAGGAGGUGGCCGUGUUUUUCUCCCAGGAAGAGUGGGGGCUCCUGGACGAAGGCCAGAGGCAGCUCUACAGGGACGUCAUGCAGGAGAAUUACCAGGCUCUGAUCUCGCUGGCAGGAGUCCCCAUCCCCGACCCGGCUGCGAUCUCCUGGAUGGAGCGAGGGGAAGAGCCGAGGGUGCCGGAUCUCCCGGGCUCCCAGGAAAGGGAGAUCAUGAGAGACGCCGGCACAGCAGGUGCCAGGAGGGAAAACCCCCAGCAGGAAGGGUCUGCAGGGGUGGAGCUGCACAGGAAGUCCCAGAGCCCAGAGUGGGGAGAGGCAUCCGGUGGCAUGGGAUGGCAGAAGGGGAAGCUGUCUCAGCAGGAAAGACCCAAGGCCAGUGGUCACCCGCGGCCAAGAGAGGGGCCCAUCAUCUGCGGGGAUUGUGGGAAAAGCUUUGGGAAGAGCUCGGAGUUCAUCAAACACCAGCGCACCCACACGGGCGAGAGGCCCUACCAGUGCCCUGACUGUGGGAGGAGCUUUGCCAUCCGCUCCAACCUCCUCCGCCACCAGCGCAUCCACACCGGUGCCAGGCCUUACCCAUGUGCCGAGUGCGGGAAGAGCUUCCGCCACAAGGAGCACCUGACCCGCCACGGGCACGUCCACGCCGGGUUAAAGCCCUACGUCUGCGCUCACUGCGGGGCGGCCUACAGCACCCGCACCAACCUGCUGCGGCACCAGAGCGGCCACACGGGGGGGCUGCCCUACAAGUGCACGGAGUGCGGCCGGCGCUUCGGGGAGAUCGCCGCCCUGGUGGCGCAUCUGGUGGCGCACACCGGGGAGCGGGCCCACAAGUGCCCCGAGUGCGGGAAGAGCUUCCGGCGCGGCUCGUCGCUGACGGAGCACCGGCGGGUGCACACCGGGGAGAAGCCCCACAUCUGCCCCCAGUGCGGAAAGGGGUUCAUGCGGCGCUCCAUCCUCAAUGGGCACCGGCGCACCCACACCGGCGAGCGGCCCAACGCCUGCGGGGAGUGUGGCAAAGGGUUCACCCAGCGCUCAUCCCUGCUGCAACAUCAGCGCACCCACCGGGGCGAAAGACCCUACCCCUGUCCCCAGUGUGGGAAGAGCUUCAGCCAGAGAUCGGCGCUGACCACCCACCGGCGGCUGCACACCGGGGAGCGGCCCUUCCGCUGCGCCCAGUGCGGGAAGAGCUUCAGCCAGAGCUCGGCGCUGAUCCAGCACCAGCGGACCCACACCGGCGAGACCCCCCACUGCUGUGGGGACUGUGGGAAGGGCUUUGGGGACCGCUCGGCCCUUAAGAGGCACCAGCGCACCCACACGGGCGAGCGGCCCUACCGCUGCACCCAGUGCAGCAAGAGCUUCAAGCAGAGCUCGGCGUUGACACAGCACGUUCGGAUCCACACUGGGGAGCGGCCCUAUGUCUGCCCCCACUGUGGGAGGGGAUUCUCUCAGGGCUCGGCUCUGGCCCAGCACCAGAGGACUCAUGCCAAGGAGAGGGGCCUGUCAGACGUGCCCACUGCCAGCCGCCUGUACAGGGAUCCCUUCAUCCGGCCAGGGGAUGUGGAGGAGGGGCAGCAGGGCUGCCCCUGGGGACACAGUGCACCCAGCCAGGCUGAAAGAGAAGCCGCAGUGAUAGAAUCAUAGAAAUGUAGGACUCGAAGAGACCUCAAGAGGUCAUCAAUUUCAGCCCCCUGUGCUGAGACAGGGCCAAGUAACCUUAUCCCUGGCAGGUGUUUGUCCCUCCUUUUUCUUAAAAACCUCCAAUGACGGGGGUUCCACAAUCUCUCUCGGGAGCCUAUUGCAGAGGUUAACUACCCUUAAAAUUAGAAAGUUUUCCCUAAUAUCUAACCUAAAUCUCCCUUGCUGCGGAUAAAGGCCGUUGCUUUGUGUCCUUCCUUCAGUGGACAGGGAGAACAAUUGAUCUUCAUCCUCUUGAUAACAACCCUUGACAUAUUUAACGGCUGUUCUCAGGUCCCCCCACAGCCUUCUUUGCUCUAGACUAAACGUGCCCAGCUUUUUAAGAGUUCUGCUAGGUCAGGUUUCCUAAACCUUAUAUCAUUUUUGUUGCUGUUCUCUGGACUCUAUAAUUUAUUCAUAUCUUUCUGUGGUGCCCAGGAUUUGACACAGUUCUCCAGCUAAGGCCUCACCAGCGCCGAAUAGACCAGGACAAUUACCUCCUGUGUCUUACGUAAGACACUCCUGUUAAUCCACCCCAGAAUGAUACUAACCAUUUUUGGUCAUCUUUAUUGGUUCUCACUCAUCUUUAUUGAAUUUUAUUGAUGCAGGUGGGCAGGGUGAGAGGCUGGAUUUGGGCAUCAUGGGGAACAGGAGGAGGCGUUUUAAGUCAUAUCUAUCAGAAAUCCCGUUCUUUCUGGGGGCACGUCUCCCUCCCAUACUCCUCUCCCAGCAAGGAUCAUUAACCCCCACAGGCUCAGCCUGUCCCCUAAUGUCUGUGCCCAUCCCAUGCGGGCCCCAUCUCUUCACUCUCCAGGAUCUCACCAGAUCUAGCCAUCCUUCUCUGCUCCUUCCCCUCUCCUGGAGCCAAGGUCAGGGGUUCGCAGACUGAUCCAAAGCCCAUUGAAGUCAGUGGGAAGACUCCCAUGGGCUUUAGUUCAGCUUAUUAAUUUCUCUGAGUCUCUGUUCUCAAAGUGUAAAAUGGGGCUAAUCAAAAUUCAGAUGAUGAGCUCUUUGGGGCAGGAACUGUCUCUCACUGUGUGUCUGUGCAGGGCCUGGCACAACUCAUUUAUUUAUCGAUUCAUUGAUGCCAAUGCCAGAAAGGACCACUGUGAUCAUCUAGUCUGACCUCCCGUGUAACACAGGCCAGAGAGCUUCUUCAAAAUAAUUCCUAGAGCAGAGCUUUUCGAAAAACAUACAAUCUUUAUAAAAACUAAUUUCCCCCUACUGUUACUCACACCUUCUUGUCAACUGUUUGAAAUAGGCCACUCUCACUACCACUACAAAAGUGAUUUUUCCUCUCUUGGUAUUCUACUGUUAAUUGAAUUGUCUCGUUAGCACUGACCCCUCCACUUUGUAAGGCAACUCCCAUCUUUUCAUGUACUGUAUAUUUAUACCUGCUACUGUAUUUUCCACUCCAUGUAUCUGAUGAAGUGGGUUUUAGCCCACGAAAGCUUAUGCCCAAAUAAAUUUGUUAGUCUCUAAGGUGCCACAAGGACUCCUCGUUGUUUAUGCUGAUACAGACUAACACGGCUACCACUCUGAAUCUUGAUUUAAAAAUUGCCAGUGAUGGAGAAUCCACUGCAACCCUUGGUAAAUUGUUCCAGUGGUUAAUUCCUCUCACUCUUCAAAAUUUAUGCCUUAUUUCCAGUCUGAAUUUGUCUAGCUUAAAAUUCCAGCCGUUGGAUCAUGUUAUACCUUUGUCUGCUAGACUGAAGAGCCCAUUAUCAAAUUUCUGUUUCCCAAGUAGGUUCUUAUGGCGUGUAAUCGUGCCUUCCCUUAACCUUCUCCUUGUUAAGCUAAAUAGCUUGAGCUCCUUGAAUUUGUCACUGUAAAGCAGAUUUUCUAAUCCUUUAAUCAUUCUUGUGGCUCUUCUCUGACUUCUUUCCAAUUUAUCCAUACCCUUCUUGAAUUGUGAGCACCAGAACUGGACACAGGAUUUCAGCAAUGAUCGCACCAGUGCCAAAUACAGAGGUAAAAUAACCUCUUUACUCCUCCUUGAGAUUCCCCUGUUCAUGCAUCCUAGGAUCGCAUUAGCCCUUUUGGUCACAACAUCACACUGGGAGCUCAUGGUCAGCUGAUUAUGCACAACAGCACCCAAAUCUUUUUCAGUCAUUGCUUCCUAGGAGAGAGUCCCCCAUCCAGUAAGUAUUUUGAGGUGGAGGCCAUCCAAACUAUACAGCCCCCCUUGCCCCACAGAAGAUGGGCAAAUGUUCUACAAAACCAAAGCCCUACAUCCUACACCACUUACCAAGCCAGGGGUUCACUUCCAGAAUCUUUUGUCUUCCUUUGUGCCAGGGACAGGAAGGAUCUCAGAGAAGAUCACUUAGGCCAGUGAUUUUCAACCUGUGGUCCGUGGACCCACUGGGGUUGGUAGACUAUGGCUAAGGAGUCUGUGAAAGGUGACUACGAAAAUAAAGUUUCAGAUCCCAGAAAAGGCAUUCCAUUUUUAUGAUCAAUCAAAAGUAUGUGAAUACUACAGGUUGAAACCGAGAAUUGUUGUCGUUACCGUAGAAGCACACAGUUUAGCCCCCUUUCUUGCGCUGUGUCAAAUGCUGUGCUGAGCACAUGCAACAUUUAUAGUUGAAUUCUGUUCAGUCAGCUUUCAGUCUAAGACUUCUGUGGAAGGGGUCCAUGGACCACAGGCUGAAUUUUGAAAGGGGCCCACAUAGCCAUUCGAAAUUUUUUAGGGGUCUGCAAAUGAAAAAAGGUUGAAAACCACUGACUUAGGCAUUCUCCUUCUUCAGCACAUUUCCCAGUCCUGUGGUGUCAUCUACAAUCUGCAAGAUAUCCCAUGAGAGAUCUGCAAAAUAUCCCACAGCACAGUGGGGACCCCAAGCUCGGUUGGGAGUCUAUGCAGUGCCUGGCACAAUGGGGCCGUAAUUUCAGUUAGGACCAGUUAGCUCUAUUGCAAUACACUCAGUAAUAAAUUUGGAGAUCUCUCCACUAGAAAUCAGACCAAGAUCUAUUCUGUCUUUUCUUAGCUUGCUUUGGUUCUGGUGGUUUCAUAUUUCCCAUGGAUGCCCCCUCCUCCUCAUAUAGUUAUGCAUCUAAUCCAUACAUCCAUCCAUUCCCACCUACCUAUCCAACCAAUUUAUAUUAGACCCAUCUCCAUACAUACUGUCUAAGACCCUCCUAACUGGUUAUGUGUAAUUUCUUGACACUCUCGUUGGUACAAGUUUGUGCAUUCUAAUUUUAGUCUCACCACUAACUUAAGAGGAAUCUUGUGUGUACAGAGCACAUCAGCAAGUUUUUUUGAUUUGUGCAUAACUUUUAUUCUGGAAAAUUCAAUAAACAAGAUGUCAAUUUAAA
Caretta caretta (loggerhead turtle) is the source of this 7887-nucleotide messenger RNA. The record is from RefSeq and is a predicted model, not a curated record. Lineage: Eukaryota; Metazoa; Chordata; Testudines; Cheloniidae.